CGUCACGUUGAUUUCGGUAAACGACACGAUAGACAGCGCAGCAUCCGAUAAGCCUGCUUGCCUACUCUCCUCCCUCGUCAUCCUCCUCCCCGAUCUGGCAAUCUCGAUCCGGCCGGCGACUUCUCUGAUCCAGUCCACUUUCAACGCCGUCGCCCGAUCUCCAUCAGCACCAUGUUCGGCCGCCUCGCCCCCUUUGUGUUCCUCCCGCUCGUCCUCUCCUUCUUCUCCCCUUCCGCCGCCGAAAUCAAAACCCUAAAGAUCACCUCCGACUCCCGCCCCAUCAUCUUAUUCGAGGACUUCGGUUUCACCAUCUCCGGAGAAGUCUCCGUCACCGUCUCCGAUGUCUCCUUCUCCUCCUCUUCGUCCGAUGAACUCUUCGGCUUCUUCCUCGUCUCCGACGCCAGCCUCCUCCAGUUGGUCCACGACUCAGAGCAGCCUAACCAGAACCCCGCUCCCCUUCCCAGCUGCGCCCUCCAGAGCCCUUACGUCGAACCACUCCUCACCUUCCACGAGGUCGUCGCCACCCCCUCCCACAACUUCACCAAAGUCUUCAAGGUCCACCAUCCCGACGAGUACGGUCUCUACUUUGCCAACUGCGUUCCCGGCGCCUUGGUAUCCAUGACGGUCCGCACCGCGAUGUACAACACCCGCCCGGACGGCACCCGCGACUACUUCUCCGUCGGCCAGUCCGCCGUUCCCUCCACCUAUGCCUUCUUCUCCGUUGCUUACUUUGCUGGCCUCAUCAUCUGGGCCUAUAUCUGCUUCCGUAACCGGCUCGAUGCCCACAGGAUUCACCUCCUCAUGGCUGCCCUCUUGCUUGCUAAAGCCCUCGAUCUCCUCUUCGCUGCUGAGGACCUCCACUACACCCGCUCUACGGGCACGCCCCAUGGCUGGGACGUCCUCUUCUACGUUUUCAAGUUCGUGAAAGGUGUCCUCUUGUUCACUGUCAUCGUCCUCAUCGGCACUGGGUGGUCUUUCCUCAAGCCCUUCCUCCAGGAGCGCGAGAAGAGGGUGCUCGUGAUCGUAAUUCCACUUCAGGUCAUUGCAAACAUUGCGUCGGCGGUGGUCGGCGAGACUGGACCCUUCUUGAAGGGUUGGGUUAAAUGGAACCAGGUCUUCCUUCUCAUCGACGUUGCUUGUUGCUGUGCCGUCUUGUUCCCGAUCAUUUGGUCAAUAAGAACUCUAAAGGAGACUUCGAAAACGGACGGGAAGGCAGCUAGGACUCUUGCAAAGCUCACUCUUUUCCGGAAGUUCUAUGUUGCUGUUAUUGGGUACUUGUACUUCACGAGGAUCGUGGUGUAUGCAUUGAGAACAAUUACAUCCUACAAGUACCGAUGGGCGAGUGUGAUGGCUGAGGAGACUGUGACUUGUGCCUUUUACGUCUUCAUGUUUUAUAUGUUCAGGCCGAAGGAGAGGAAUGAGUACUUUGUGCUCGAUGACGACGAAGAGGAGGCAGCCGAAGCUGCACUGAGGGAGGAGGAGUUUGAACUUUAAAUCUGGUAAUGCUGCUUUCUCGUUACGAGCUUGAAAACAUUAUUAUUCUAUCUUGAUUUUCUCCUAUUUGUGUUUCUUUAAUGUCAGUGACCGAUUUCUCACUUAUUUCUCCACGUCAAAGCAAAUAUUUUGUUUCUA
Molecule: messenger RNA, 1632 nt
Organism: Zingiber officinale
Lineage: Eukaryota; Viridiplantae; Streptophyta; Magnoliopsida; Zingiberales; Zingiberaceae
Product: protein CANDIDATE G-PROTEIN COUPLED RECEPTOR 7-like
Exons: 1
Coding region: 172-1494 (440 amino acids)
Biological process (GO): transport
Cellular component (GO): Golgi apparatus; membrane
Source: RefSeq, a predicted model, not a curated record